UUGGAAUAAAUGCAUUUUCUCUUGGUUUUGGGGCAAAUUGGAGAUACUUCUGUUUUUCUGGAUGCAGAAUAUUCAUAAUUAAUUAUUUUAUAAGAUGAGUUUUGUGACUCACACAUGAGCAACUCUUUCCGUAAAAAGAUUGAAAUUCUCUUGAUUCCCAUCACAAAAUUGAGGCCUCAGGAGGACCCAGACCUUCUAAAAGGUCCCAAGAACAUCUGGAACUGGGACAAAGUCAACAGACCCUGAAGCAGAGGCCACCAGCUAGCUGAGAACGUCUGAUCUCCAUGUGAUCGUUUUUUGGGUCUGUUUUGGACUGGGCAGUGUGGGGACACCUUGCAGCGGUGGGUCUCCUGCCAGGCCACCCGCCCAACCAUCAGACACACGCUUCAGCUUCAGCAUUCAGCCCUGGGUGUUGCCCACGGGAAGGAAGCCUCACCCAUCUUGACAGAAGUGUGAAAGGUAGCUAUGGACGUGGAGGUGAGGCUGAACCGCUGCUCUCUGCUGACUUCCCUACCGUCUCCACCAUGCUGAGCGAUGCCUCCACCCUCGCCUACUUCGUGCUGGAGGUGACCAUUGCCGCGUUGGCCGUGCUGGGGAAUGCUCUGGUCUGCUGGGCCGUGCGCAUCAACAGCAACUUGCAGAGCGUGACCAACUUCUUCGUGGUGUCGCUGGCGGCGGCCGACAUCGCCGUGGGCGUGCUGGCCGUGCCCUUCGCCAUCGCCAUCAGCACCGGCUUCUGCGCCCACUUCUACAGCUGCCUCUUCAUCGCCUGCUUCGUGCUCGUCCUCACGCAGAGCUCCAUCUUCAGCCUGCUGGCCAUCGCCAUCGACCGCUACAUCGCCAUCAAGAUGCCACUGCGAUACAGCACUUUGGUGACAUGCAAACGGGCUAAGGAGAUCAUCGCCGUGUGUUGGGUGUUGUCCGUAGUCAUCGGCUUGACGCCCAUGCUGGGCUGGCACAAGUGCUCCAGUGCCACCAACAGCAGCUGCCCCACGGGCACCGUGGCAUGCCUGUUCGAGGGGGUGGUCACCAUGGACUACAUGGUGUACUUCAACUUCUUCGCCUUUGUGCUGGUGCCCCUUCUGCUCAUGCUAGCCAUCUACCUUUGCAUCUUCAUGGCUGCUCGACGACAGCUCAAAUGGAUGGAGCUCAAACGGCCCAAUCCACUGGGGGAGAAGCCGUACUCCACCUUACUAAAGGAGGUUCAUGCUGCCAAGUCUCUGGCCAUCAUCGUGGGGCUGUUUGCGAUCUGCUGGCUGCCUCUACAUGUCAUCAACUGCUUCACUCUCUUUUGCCCCGGAUGUGCAAGACCCCACCCGAGUAUCGUGUACCUGGCCAUCGUGCUCUCGCAUGCCAACUCGGUGGUCAACCCCCUGAUCUACGCCUACCGAAUCCGGGAAUUCCGGCACACCUUCCAUAGGAUCAUCCGGCGACACCUAUUGGGCUGUCGCUCGGCCCGAAUGACCAGCAGCAACAGGGCCAGCUGGCGCACCUCCACCAAAGCCAGCAUGACAGAAGGGGGCGGUGCCAACAGCGGGGACGGAAGUGCCGGAGCUACGACAGGGGCUAAUGGCUUCCUCCUGAACUCAGGAUCUAACUGUGGCAGCACAGACCUUGGGGGGAGCUUCCUAGACCUCGGCUACUGGAAACCCCCGGGACUCUUCCCAAGCAGCUGCCUCGUGGAGGCUCCACAGGGCAGCCAGCUGAGGCAGCUACCUGGCGAGGCAAAACAGCCCCCCUGGAGAGGGGACCAGCAUACCUCUUGUGUGACAGACAUUGAGGAGACUUUCAGCGCUCCCAUCAAACCCACAUUCGGAAGAUGAGCUGUACACAACUGACUGUAUUUAUUGGAUGCAAAUUAUUUGAAAAUGCAAACCAAAAAAAAACGUAAAGCCCCAAUUGUACUGUGUGCCGUUUGGCCCCAGGUGUACGUACGAUGGAUUGGCGCUCAUCAUCAGUCGAGAGUGAGUGCUACAACUUUGUCUAUCAGGGUACGUUGGGAUCCAUCUGGGGUCCUGUGGAAGCAGUAGUAAUCAGGUUUAUGGCAGCUUGCAUGGAGAAGUGCAUUGAGGGAAAAUGUCCCAAGUAUCACAGGUAUCAACACCCAAACAAAGGAAAUCAAACUAUUUUGAGUCGUUUGAAAAAAUUCUGAAGAUGGUUUGCUCCAGUUGAAUAGAAACCCAUGGGAGAGAGUCAAGUGGCUGUUAUGUUGAUUCAUUCCAGCCGUUCUUUGAUUCACUGUCCUCUGUAAAGUUAAUCUCCUGUCCCAGUAACUGUGAGUAGGCCCCACCACCCAUACUCUGCUUUUCCUCUUAUUACUCACACCAAAUUAACUGUUUUGUUUCCCCAGUUUGGCUGUUGUUGACCACAUCUCAUCUGUCUGUGUUACCUUAAACAGGCCAGACCCCACAUAAACGCAGAGCUCUGCACCUCAUUUCCUUAUCUGUUGCUAGUUUUCUCUCAAAAGAUCUCCUUUUGGGAAAGGCUAGAUGUCUGUUACCAGCACAAUUGGGUAAUUCAGGUCCAGAAAGUAAAAGUCCAGACCAAGAUUUUGUUUCGACCAGCCACUUGAGCAUAAAGAGUCACAGUCACAGAGUACUCCACUGAUUGGUUGAAACAGAAUCCCGAUCUGGACUUUUACUCUAUGAACCUGAAUUACCCAACUCUGGUUGCCAGUUUAAAUAUUGAAAUACUUGCCAUAACCUUGAUAUAUGUGUGCAAAUAUUAACUGGAGUCUAAAACAGACAUUUUCUGGUGGACUAAUUUCAUAAAUUCUGAACUGAUUAUUUUAAAUAGAUUCUUUGUAUGGAACAAUGGAAACAGAAGUGGGGUAUUUAAAAAAAGUUGAAAGAUUGUUUUAGGAUGUAAUCGAUACUAUUCAUAAAGUAAAACACACUGUUUAAUAUUUCAUUGAAUAUUAGUUUGUUCAAAAUAAUAAAGAAUUCACUGCGGGUCAACAUUGUGGCAUAGAAUGAUGUAAGUGCAUUGUAUUCAAUUAAGAGCUCCAUCAACAAUAUUAAUUGCUGAAUUAUUCAAUUAAGGUGUCAGCUGGAAAAAAAUCAGCAGACACAAUGUGCCUCAAUUAACCAAUGUUGAAAAUAACCAAUGUGAAGGACCAUUCAGAAGAUCCCCAUUCCUGUGUCACUAAGGUCACCAUGGUUGCCAUAAACCUUUCGGUGUCCUCUGGGAUGUUAUGUGCAGCAUAGAGAUUUACUUCAUAUUUGCAGUAAUAUUUAUUUCGCCCUGCUUUGUUUUGCUCAUGCCACAACUGACCUACAUUUAAGUGGAAAUCUGUUCAGUCUGGUUGACUUUGUCACCAAGAGGUCCUAAAUAAAUGCUUCUGAGUGCAUAUCCCUGUUUUUUUUGUUUUUAGACUUGAAUAAUUUGUUCUUUUGGCUCCUUCACUGAACUAGUUCACCUUGUUACUUAUA
Paramormyrops kingsleyae is the source of this 3431-nucleotide messenger RNA. The record is from RefSeq and is a predicted model, not a curated record. Lineage: Eukaryota; Metazoa; Chordata; Actinopteri; Osteoglossiformes; Mormyridae.